CUAUUGCGUGGUGACGUUUACGGAAGUGCUUACGGUGGUUUGGCGGCGGCGGCUCGUCCCAUUGCUCCUGAAGCUGAGCUAGCUGCAGACAGGAUGCCGUCUAUCGAAUACGACGACUCCAAGCCCAGCUGGGCCGACCAGGUGGAGGAGGAGGGAGAUGAAGGAACACUACCAUCACCCAAGGAAACCAUCAAAGGAAACAUCAAAACCAUCACAGAGUACAAAAUAGAUGAUGAUGGAAAGAAGUUCAAGAUUGUGCGGACCUUCAAGAUCGAGAACAGAAAAGCCUCUAAAGCUGUUGCCAGGCGAAAGAACUGGAAGAAAUUCGGCAACUCAGAGUUUGAUGCCCCGGGUCCUAACGUGGCCACUACCACUGUCAGUGAUGAUGUCUUCAUGACUUUCAUCUCCAGUAAAGAGGACCUAAAUGCUCAAGACCAGGACGAAGAUCCAAUGAACAAGCUGAAAGGACAGAAGAUCGUCUCUUGUCGUAUUUGUAAAGGCGACCAUUGGACCACCCGCUGUCCGUACAAGGACACCCUGGGCCCCAUGCAGAAGGAGCUGGCCGAACAGCUCGGCCUCUCCACUGGAGACAAAGAGAAGCCCGCCGGCGCUGCAGAACCAGAGCCUGCACAGCCAGCACAGAGCAAGACCGGGAAAUACGUUCCCCCAAGCCUGCGGGAUGGAGGCACCAGGAGAGGAGAGUCCAUGCAGCCUAACCGCAGAGCUGACGACAAUGCUACGAUCCGUGUUACCAACCUGUCUGAGGACACUCGUGAGACCGACCUGCAGGAGCUCUUCAGACCGUUUGGCUCCAUCUCCAGAAUCUAUCUGGCGAAGGACAAAAACACCGGACAGUCCAAGGGAUUUGCUUUCAUCAGUUUCCACCGCCGGGAGGACGCAGCCAGAGCCAUCGCAGGAGUGUCAGGAUUUGGAUAUGAUCAUCUUAUUCUCAAUGUUGAAUGGGCCAAGCCAUCAAACAACUGAGGAACUCAGCUCAAAAUCCCAGAAGAUGCCAGAUUUUAUUGAUGUGGUAAAAUAUGGCUGUUUCCUAAAUAAAGAGUGCCGUACAUU
Molecule: messenger RNA, 1071 nt
Organism: Salarias fasciatus (jewelled blenny)
Lineage: Eukaryota; Metazoa; Chordata; Actinopteri; Blenniiformes; Blenniidae
Gene: eif3g
Product: eukaryotic translation initiation factor 3, subunit G
Exons: 10
Coding region: 94-984 (296 amino acids)
Cellular component (GO): cytoplasm; eukaryotic translation initiation factor 3 complex
Molecular function (GO): RNA binding; translation initiation factor activity
Source: RefSeq, a predicted model, not a curated record